AUGCGUUUUUAUUGGCUGUUUCUACCGACCACGUUUGAAAUUUUUUCCUUACGUGAUCAACGGAGAGGUAAAACUAUGAAACUAUAUGGGUGUCUACUCUUAUUUGGACUAAUAUUAUGUAUUGGUGCUAGUUCUCGCCGAGAUUCACAACGAAGUUUUGCUGAUUUCGACAGAAGUGAUGAGGUAGCCGAACUACGUCGAGGACAUCUCCAAGCUGAAUCCUCAUUCGACGCCAAACGCUAUUUGAGCACUUCAGGUAAUGGUGUACCACUUCUGAAUAUAACUGUCAUUCAUCGCGGUUUCUAUUUUGUAACGGUAAAAAUUAAUUUUCUCCGAAAUGAAAUACAAGAUGAAUUCGAGACUGAAUCGUUUUUCGAUGGAACAAAUAAAGUAUUCAAUCUGCAAAAGAGUCAAUCGGAUGUUAUCACGUUCGUGCGUAUACGUUUUCAUGUUGUUGGUUCAAUGAGCUUAUUCGGUGAUUUCCAAAUCCAAGAUCCCACGAAAGCUAAUCUUUGUUUCGUUCUCUCUGGUACUGCAUUCACACCAGUAUAUAGUAUUUGUGCACCCGAUGAAGAUUACAGUCGUAAAUAA
Adineta ricciae is the source of this 591-nucleotide messenger RNA. The record is from the annotation of a GenBank genome assembly. Lineage: Eukaryota; Metazoa; Rotifera; Eurotatoria; Adinetida; Adinetidae.